AUGCGUCCUAAGUUUGUUCAAAUCUUCGUAGCGACCGGACUCAAGAACCCGAUUCUUCCAGAAUGGAACCCAGAUCCCUCGAUCCUACUGGUUGGCAGCAACUAUUAUCUCGCAACCUCUUCUUCCGCAUAUUGGCCAAGUACGCCAAUCUACACCUCCACGGAUCUCGGUAAUUGGACGUUGUACGCUCAUGCAUUCACGAGGCCCAGCCAAGUGCAAAUGUACGGCGUCCCUACGGGAGCUGGUAUGUACAUACAUGCUGAACCUCGUUUCAUUCCUGCAGCGCCCGAGUCUUUUCUGCUGAGAAGUGUAGGUACUUGGGCCUUAACAUUGUCAUAUAUGAACGGACUGUACUACCUGGCAUCCAUGACACGAUGGACCUAUGACCCUGUUGCUCGUGCAGGGCCCCGCGUGAUGUGGUCCGUGUCCGAGGAUCUCAAGACGUGGAGUGACCCGAUCUGGUCCGACUGCUGCGGAAUUGAUCCAUCUAUGUUCCAAGACCCGGUCUCCAAAAAGGGAUACCUCAACCUGAUAACGCCGAAUAACGACGUUGACAGAAUCUGGGGGAUCUACCAGUGCGAGGUCGUCCUCAGCACCGGGCGAUGUACGGGGCAGUAUCGCUCCUUGUGGAAUGGCACCAUGACACACGAUUCCUCUACGAGGCCCGAGAGCCAAGAAAUGUUCUGGCGUGAGGGGUUCAAUUAUCUCUUGAUUGCUAAAGGCAAGUCUACUUGA
Molecule: messenger RNA, 735 nt
Organism: Aspergillus brunneoviolaceus CBS 621.78
Lineage: Eukaryota; Fungi; Ascomycota; Eurotiomycetes; Eurotiales; Aspergillaceae
Product: beta-xylosidase
Exons: 2
Coding region: 1-735 (244 amino acids)
Biological process (GO): carbohydrate metabolic process
Molecular function (GO): hydrolase activity, hydrolyzing O-glycosyl compounds
Source: RefSeq, a predicted model, not a curated record